Photinus pyralis (common eastern firefly) is the source of this 844-nucleotide messenger RNA. RefSeq lists its product as uncharacterized. The record is from RefSeq and is a predicted model, not a curated record. The transcript is spliced from 2 exons. NCBI's taxonomy places the organism in Eukaryota, Metazoa, Arthropoda, Insecta, Coleoptera, Lampyridae. The coding region runs from base 104 to 844 and encodes 246 amino acids.
AGAGGACAGAUCGGAACAUAAUACAAACCAAGGGAAUUUGUUUGAGAAUUUAGAACAGCAAGAUGGGGCGUUACCGGUAAUUACACCAGAGAUUCUAUCCAUAAUGGGAGACGAUCGAAUUGAGGAAAAAACAUUGUCAAAACCCAUUCAGCCUGUAAUAGCGGAGAGAUGGACAAAUAUUUUAACAAAUGGGUUAACGGAGGAAGUGAAGAAAGCCCUCAUUGAUAAACAUUUGCCACCUGAAAAUCUUCAGGCUCUUUUGGCCCCGAAAUUAAAUCCUGAAAUUAAGGCGGCUAUUCCGGAAGGCGCCUUACGUCGAGAUGCUCGAUUACAACUGUGGCAAAAACAAAUUGGGGCAGCAACAUCUGCGGUGGCGUCCGGCUUAUCGUCCAUGUUGAAGGAAGGUGCGGACGUAAAUAAGGGAUUCAUCGAGACACUAAGUGACGUGGGUCGCUUAUUAAGUGAUCUACAUUUCUGCGAAUCGUUUUCGCGGAGGGAACUUUUGUCCUUACAGUUAAAUAAGGACCUUAAAGACACCCUUAAAAAUACAAACAUCACCGAUUUUAUAUUUGGUGAAAACUUGGACACAAAUAUUAAGUCAGCAAAGGACUUAGAAAAGUCUGCUGAACAAUUAAAACUUCAAAAGAAGGUUUUUCGUCCAGCUGCAUCCGGAAAACCGGAAAACUCCCGCCGUCCAUUCAUGCAAAGGAGGGGCGUACAUCAGAAUGGACGCGGCUCUCGAGCCCCCAGAUUACAGCGACGACAGGGACAUCUUCCUGUAGUUCAAUACAGAAAGGAGCACUUUCAUUCGCAGGGGGAGAGAAAACCACGUCAAAAACGCUAG